Ricinus communis (castor bean) is the source of this 1708-nucleotide messenger RNA. Its product is annotated as methylthioribose kinase. The record is from RefSeq and is a predicted model, not a curated record. The transcript is spliced from 6 exons. Lineage: Eukaryota; Viridiplantae; Streptophyta; Magnoliopsida; Malpighiales; Euphorbiaceae. The coding region runs from base 270 to 1544 and encodes 424 amino acids. Gene Ontology annotation, molecular function: S-methyl-5-thioribose kinase activity.
AUAUGAUACUCAUACUAGUCCGAUUGGAGCUGCAUCUGCGUAUUAGUGAAGCAGACUGGGCACAAAACGACUAGGUUCAACGAACCACAUCGACGCCUUGGGUCCAGCAAGAGUCACGCCUCCAGCAGUUUGGUCAAAGUCAUCACUCAUCCUCCUUAUUCACCAAAAGAAAAAAAAAACAGAAAGCCAAUUCCUUUUUCCUCCUUAAAAACCCACCAUCGUUCCAUCACCAUCACAACCACAACCACAAUCUCCGCCUUUGCAUCCACAUGGCAUUCUCAGAGUUUAGGCCACUGGACGAGAAGUCUUUGAUAGAGUAUAUAAGGGGUACUCCUGUAUUGGCCAAUAAGAUUGGCGACAAGUUUGAUGACUUGAAGAUUAAAGAAGUUGGCGAUGGGAAUCUUAAUUUUGUCUACAUAGUUGUUAGUUCUGAUGGUUCUUUUGUUAUUAAGCAGGCACUCCCUUACAUACGCUGUAUUGGCGAAUCAUGGCCUAUGACAAAGGAAAGAGCCUAUUUUGAAGCUCGGACUCUUAAAGAGCAUGGCCGGUUGUGCCCGGAACAUGUUCCUGAUGUUUAUCACUUUGAUCACACUAUGUGUUUGAUUGGCAUGCGAUACUUGGAGCCUCCUCAUAUUAUCCUUAGAAAAGGGCUAAUUGGUGGACAUGAGUACCCUCAUUUAGCAGAACAUAUGUCGGAUUAUAUGGCAAAGACUCUUUUUUAUACAUCCCUUCUGUAUCUUACCACCACUGAGCACAAACGUGCUGUUGCUGAAUUCUGUGGGAAUGUGGAGUUAUGCAGGCUAACUGAGCAGGUUGUUUUCUCUGACCCGUACAAAGUUUCUCAAUACAACCAUUGGACUUCCCCUUACCUUGAUCACGAUGCUGAGGCUGUCCGUGAGGAUAAUAUUUUGAAGCUUGAAAUUGCUGAAUUAAAAUCCAAGUUCUGUGAAAGAGGCCAAGCCUUAAUACAUGGAGAUCUCCACACUGGUUCAGUCAUGGUUACUCCUUCUUCAACUCAGGUUAUAGAUCCAGAAUUUUCAUUUUAUGGUCCAAUGGGUUUUGAUAUUGGAGCUUUUAUUGGGAACCUGAUUUUGGCAUACUUUGCUCAAGCUGGCCAUGCUGAUUCAGCAAAUGAUCGUAAAUCAUAUAAAGAGUGGAUUUUGAAGAUAAUCGAAAAUACAUGGAAUCUUUUCGACAAAAAGUUCAUUGCACUUUGGGAUGAGCACAAGGAUGGACCUGGUGAGGCAUAUCUUCCAGAAAUUUAUAAUAAGCCCGAAGUUCGGCAGCUUGUACAGAGAAAAUUCAUGAGAGACUUGUUCCAUGACACGCUUGGAUUUGGUGCAGCAAAAAUGAUAAGGAGAAUAGUUGGGGUAGCCCAUGUUGAGGAUUUUGAAUCAAUUAAGGAUGCUAGCAAACGAGCUGAAUGCGAGCGGAAGGCACUCGAUUUUGCAAAAAUGCUUCUCAAGAAUAGGCGAGAUUUUGAUUCCAUUGAUGGAGUCGUGUCAGCCAUGCAGCCAUUGGAUAGUUGUCAAACUUUUGGGUAGAGCUUCUGCCUUGUUACUGAUAUUAUGGCUCUGAGUAUUGUUUUAUACAGUCCAGAAUACUUUUUAAGAGUGAAUUGCUUUAUCUGCAAUCUUUAUUUCUUUAUCUGCGAUCAAUCGAUGCUGUACUGCUAAUAUAUUUAAUUCAAGUGAAUGGGGGUUGGCUA